GCCGUGGCUGCUGUGCGAGGCGCUGUGUGAGAGAGGAGGAAGAUGGCGGGGACGCAUGGGCUGCUGGCGGCCGGACUGUUCCGCAGGCGGGUGGCCAUCGUCACUGGCGGCGGCACCGGCAUUGGCAAGGCCGUUGCCGCCGACUUGCUGGCGUUAGGUUGCAAUGUUGUUAUUGCCUCUCGUAAAUUUGACCGAUUAAAAGCUGCUGCAGAAGAACUGACUAAUAAAUUUUCUUCCAUCAGUCCUGCCAAAGUGACUCCCAUACAGUGCAAUAUCCGCAAUGAAGAUGAGGUAGAAGCUGUGGUGAAGUCUACACUAAGUCUGUAUGGGAAGAUUGACUUCCUGGUGAAUAAUGGAGGGGGCCAAUUUGUAAGGCCGUCUGAAGCCAUAAGUGCAAAAGGCUGGAAUGCUGUGAUAGACACAAAUCUGACAGGGACCUUCUACUGCUGCAAAGCAGUGUACAAUGCUUGGAUGAAGGAACAUGGAGGAGUCAUUGUCAACAUUACUGUUACCGUGAGAAAUGGGCUUCCUGGAAUGUUGCAUUCAGGAGCUGCAAGAGCUGCAGUGAAUAACCUAACCAAGACUUUGGCUUUAGAAUGGGCCCACAGCGGAGUAAGAAUCAACAACAUUGCUCUUGGACUAGUUUUUUCAGAAACUGCUGUUGCAAAUUAUGGAGAACAAGGCACAAUGAUGUGGUCAAAGAUCAUACCAAAUAUUCCUGCCAAGAGGUCAGCGGUUCCUGAGGAGAUCUCUCCUUCAGUGUGUUUCCUGCUGUCUCCAGCUGCUUCUUACAUAACUGGGAUAACUCUGACUGUGGAUGGUGGCCAAAGUUUAUAUAGGUCUCCCCUAGAGAUCCCCGAUCACGACAGAUGGCCCUCACCACCAGAAGGAAAAAAUUCUGAAAUGCUUCAAAAGCUUCUUUCUGGCAAAUUCAAGCCAAAACUGUAAAAAGAAUGAUAUUUCACCUUAUUCCUAGUUGCACACUUGCUGAUUUCCUCUUUAAGUUUGCUGGAGUAUGAAAAUCCAUGAAGAAGGGAAGUUUAUACAUAAUGAUGGUGAAAUGCAUCACUCAGUGAAAUGGAACAUUGGUGAGCAUCAUCCUGUGUGGGAGACAUGUUCAGUCUAGAAUUAAUAAACUCCUCCACAAGUAAGAACUAUAACAAACCUUUCCACUUGCACUGAAAACAAGGAACUUUUAUGUGACCUUACCUUCUUCAACUUCCAGCAGAGCAAUGGAUGUAUUAGAAAGAUAUGAAGAGCCUUGUUCCUAUGUGUGCUUUUUUCCUUGGCAAGAAACAGUAUUUGUGAAGUCAUAAUGCACUGCAGCUUAGUGCAAUAGGAGAACAUACUCAAAAUAGUCUAGGGGUAAGUAUGGUAUAAAAAUACAGAAAAUACACCCUCAAAAAGAGGAGAAACAUCAGUGUUCUCUGCCUUUUUCCUGUUUGGUUGUGUUUUUUUCUCCAGUAAUAAUACUGAUGUCCCCCAUGUGCUUGAGGCUUACUAUGCACAGUAUUAAAAUGCUUAUCACAUUAUAUUAAAGGAUAGUAACUCCUUUGCUGUGAUGGUUUUGAAAUGAUCACAGCCCCUCUUUUUCCUUUUAUUUUUCUUUUGGUUUUGCGUAUUUCUCUUCUUGCACCAGGAAGAACAUAAAAUGUUUAAUUCUUAGAAUAGAGGUUUUGUUUUGGUCUUUGCCUCUUCAGUCCAUUUUAAUGCAGAUUAAAAUUAUUUGUAAAGUUUUGCAGUGCCUUGCAGAAACCCAGUGUUGUGUUGGCUGCAGCAUGAAUGUUUCAGGUUUCUGCUGCUAGUGCUGCAGAUAAAAUCAGCUGUAGCAAAGCUCUUCCUACGCUAUUGUACCAACAGCUCUUGAUCAAAGGGCAUUGAAAGAUUAAAAAUAAAAGUAAAAAUAACUGUGGUACCAAACCAUCCCUGACCUGCUUCAGAUUUGGGUAUAUGAAGUUCAGA
This is a messenger RNA of Pezoporus flaviventris, 1962 nucleotides long. RefSeq names its product peroxisomal trans-2-enoyl-CoA reductase (gene PECR). Bases 43 to 948 code for a protein of 301 amino acids. The record is from RefSeq and is a predicted model, not a curated record. Gene Ontology annotation, cellular component: peroxisome. Lineage: Eukaryota; Metazoa; Chordata; Aves; Psittaciformes; Psittacidae. The transcript has 9 exons. Gene Ontology annotation, biological process: phytol metabolic process. Gene Ontology annotation, molecular function: trans-2-enoyl-CoA reductase (NADPH) activity.